GGAGCAGGAAGGAGCCGCAUACGGGCCUCGGCGAGCAGCUCCCGCGGGGCGGCCAGAGCCUGCUCCGCCCGCACGGCUCGGCCCGGCUCGGCUCGGCACGGCGCGGCCCGCUCCGCUCGCUCGGCCCGCUCGGCCCCCGCCCGCCUUUUGCGUUGAAGAUGGCGGGUGGCGUGGACGGCCCCAUAGGGAUCCCGUUCCCCGAUCACAGCAGUGACAUCCUCAGCAGUCUGAAUGAGCAGAGAAACAACGGGCUGUUGUGCGACGUGGUCAUCUUGGUGGAAGGCCAGGAGUUCCCCACCCACCGCUCCGUCCUGGCAGCGUGCAGCCAGUACUUCAAGAAGCUUUUCACCUCAGGGUUAGUGGUGGACCAGCAAAACGUGUAUGAGAUAGACUUUGUGAGUGCAGACGCCUUGUCGGCUCUGCUGGAGUUCGCUUACACCGCAACCCUUACUGUCAGCACUUCGAACGUCAAUGACAUCCUCAAUGCUGCCACACUGCUGGAGAUCCCGGCAGUAAGGGAUGUUUGCACGGAUCUCCUGGACAGGAAGAUUCUGGCCAAAAAUGACCAGAUGGAUACAGUAGAUCAAAUUGAUCAAAGGAACCAUCUCAGAGCAAAAGAGUACCUGGAGUUCUUCCAGAGCAACCCUGUCAAUGGCCACCAAGGCAGCUUUCCGUGGACCAACCCAGAGUUGAGAGACCUUCAGAGACUGAACUUCCGAGGCCAAGAGGAGGAGGAGGAGCCGGACUGCAAUGGCAUGGACUUCUACUCGCAAGCCCCUCUAAACGAAAGACCAAAGGUGAAUGACUGUGAUCCUGACAGCAACCCAGCCAUGUGGCUGGACAGAGAGGAGGAGGAGGCGGUGGCUCCUGGCUCUCUAUUUUCACCUUCUCAGAAUGGACAUUACAGCAGCCGUGGCCUGCCCACACCGGGAGAAGAGGAGGGGACCCUGGGGGGGCCUCUGGACCAGCAGGAAGCCGGCGACUCCCCCAGCUUCGCUCCUGCUGGAGCGGACACGGAGGAUGAUGCGAGGGAGGUGGAUGGCUUGGCUGCUAGUGCCCUGCUACAGCAAAUGAUGAAUUCUGUGGGGAGACAGCAGCUCGGGGAGGAUGACCGAAAGGAUGAUGAUGGGGUCAUGGAUUAUUACUUGAAAUAUUUCGGCAGUUCGAAUGAGGGCGAUGUGUAUCCGUCCUGGUCCCAGAAGGUGGAGAAGAAGAUCAGGGCAAAAGCAUUCCAAAAGUGCCCCAUCUGUGAGAAGGUGAUCCAGGGGGCUGGCAAGCUGCCGCGCCACAUCCGCACCCACACCGGGGAGAAGCCCUACGAGUGCAACAUUUGCAAAGUCCGAUUCACCAGGCAGGACAAGCUGAAGGUUCACAUGAGGAAGCACACGGGGGAGAAGCCGUACUUGUGCCAGCAAUGCGGCGCCGCUUUCGCUCACAACUACGACUUGAAGAACCACAUGCGCGUCCACACCGGCCUGCGGCCCUACCAGUGCGACAGCUGCCGCAAGACUUUCGUCCGCUCCGACCACUUGCAUAGGCACCUUAAAAAAGAUGGAUGCAACGGUAUUCCAUCCAGGAGGGGCCGUAAACCCCGGGUGAGAGAUGCUGGGGAUCUGCCUACCACCCCUACGGGGAACCCCGAAGAUGGAAGUUUUCAAGUUGGUGGGGAGAGUCAAGAAUCAGAGGACACCCCUCAGAGGGACGGCGAGGAGCAGCAGCACUUUGAGGAUACAAAUAAUGAAGCAUCAGGAUUGAAUGUAGCAGGAGGGUCGUCUGAGGGUAACACGCAAGGACUCUCCUAAACCAAAAAAACAGAGUGUCACAAAAUCUAGUUAGUACUUUUCCUCCGAUUUUUCUCUUUAAAGAUGUUUCUCUCCCUUUUUUUUAAAAAAAAAAACAGAAAAAAAAUAUAUAUAUAUUACGUUUCCAAUCUUCCCAUCGUAAGCAGGGCUCCCCCAAGGAUCCCUCAGUAGCCAAGACCUUUUCUUGGAAAGGCAGACGCUAGGAAGCACGGGGUGGGUGAUGGAAAGUGGCUCUGUCGCAUGGAAAAGAGCUUCCAUGUAAAUCCAAAGCUUUAUUUUGUGUCCAAACACACGUUAAAAAAAAAAAAACAAAAAACAAAAAAAAACUUAUUUCAGAGAGAGAUCUAUUUAAGGAAAAAAAAAGCAAAAAUCGAAAAAAAAAAAAAGUGGUAGGAGCAGAAGGGCUCUUUCAGGGCGGGCGGUACACGGUGCCUCGGAGGGCCGGGGGAGCGGGGCAGCCUUCCCCCCUCCGCUUUUUGGGAAUUGAAGCUCCGGUGGCGCGAGAUGUUGUGGUUGCUGCGUCCCGGGACAGAGGUGGGUCGUUUUUUUUGGGGUAGCGGGUGCGGGUCCUUUCCACCAGCCCUGGUGCGAAGCUGAAUUUGCCAGAGAGGGGAGCCGACAGCUGUGGGUCGGUGUAGAAAAUGGCCCAAAAUUGCCGAAAAUUGCCUAAUCGUGUGAGUGGAUGAGCAGGAUUUUGCAGGGCUGCGGUCAGCAGCGGGUGGCCGACACGUGGGGCUGGGGACACCCGGGGCAGGGGACGCCCGGGGGCUGGGGACACCCGGGGCUGGGGACACCCGGGGCUGGGGACGCUGGCUUGGCUGGAGCACCUGCCACCACACCAGUGCAUCCAUCCCAGUGCCCAUCCCUGCAUCCAUCCCCAUCCCGGCGGGUGCGGCAGGUGCCGGGAAGGGGCUGAGCUGGACCUGGCACAGCGCAGAUCCCACCAGGCCCUUCCCAGCACCCGCCCCCCCGGCAGAAUUUGGGUCUGGGGGGGGAACACCCCCCCUCCCCUCCUCCCCCCCCGUAUAUUUUAGGCACUGAGUCAACGCAGCAGUGUUCCCGCACGCCCCGAAAGCGCCUAAAAAUGGCAAAUUCCUUCUAAAAAAGGUUAUUUGAGGUCUCCCUUAAAGGGGCAGGAGACCUUUGGGCGGGGGGGGAGGCGAGCUGCAGUGGCCCUGGCUCCCCCAGCCCCCAUUCCCAAAUUAUAUAUAUAUAUAUAGUAUAUAUAGAUGCUAUAUGGCUCUAGAGGCGGGUAUAUAACCCUCGGGGUUAGCAGAGGAUAAGAAAAGGCACCUUUCAGCUGGUCACCUGUUUUCUGAAUGCACAUUUUUAAAUGAAAAAGAGAUUUUAAGCCCUUUUAUUUUGAAAGCACUUUUUAGAUUCUCUUCCUUUUUUUUUUUUUUGGUUUUGUUUUGGUUUUUUUUUCCUUUUGGUGUUUUGUUUUUACUUUCAAAGCAAGAGCAGGUUUGGCCGAAUGUAUUUUGGAGAGGGAGUGAGAGGGGAGUGUGUGCUGGGGGGGAGGGCUGAGUGGUGGGGGUGGGGAAGAGAUGGAUGUUUAUUUAAUGCAGAAAAAGCAAUAAAAAAUAAAAAAAAAACCAUGCUAAAAAAAUAAAAAAAAAACAAACAAAGAAGUCUUAGCACUUUGCAAUGGAACGGGUACUUUGAGAUCACUUUAUCUUAAUUUAAAAAGCAAAAGCAAAACAUGUUUACAAAUGAAAACCAACUUCUACGGAAAAAAAAAUAUUAUUAAAAAAAAAAUCCUAAAUUUAUUUUUGUAAGAAAAAUGUGUAUAUAUAUAUAUAUAUUUAAAAAAGAAAAACAAAACCAUAGGCAGAAUCCAAGUUAUAUUUCAUGGAGUAAUAAAAGCCGCAAGGUGUCCGAUGGGAGGAACGAUGCUAAUUAGGUUCUGUGACAUGCCCUGACACCAGACCCUCCGAAGUCAUUGCACUUCACGAAUUAAAAAACAAAAAAAACCAUGGAAGCUUGAAUUUUAGGCAGGAAUCAUGGGGUUUUGUUUUGGUUUUGUGUAUUGUUCAUUUUUCCCCACACCCUUUAUUAUAAUUUUUUUUAAAAUUUUAUUUCUUUGAUGUUUUCUAGCCAGUGCUAGUCCAGACGUCUCUCCCACCCACCCCGGAGCCGGGGGGGCCGUGAUGCUCCCCAUGGGCUUCGCAUCCCUCCCGGUUCCCCCCUGGGCCGGCAAAUUCAGAUUUGGGCAUCGAAUCCUCCUGGGAAGGUGCUGGAGGGACUCAGAUCCAGGCCGGCAGCGGGGGCUCUGGGGUGGGGAGGGCUCAGCAGCAACCCCCCCCCAGUGAGACCCCGGCCGGGCUGAACCUUUGCGUAGCACUGGCUAAUUCUGGCAUAUUUAAAAAAAACAAAAAAACAAAAAAACAAAAACCAACAAAAAAAAUUAAGCGUGGAUUUGUAAAUAGACAUUUACUUGAGGUUCUUUAUUGUAA
Molecule: messenger RNA, 4258 nt
Organism: Falco peregrinus (peregrine falcon)
Lineage: Eukaryota; Metazoa; Chordata; Aves; Falconiformes; Falconidae
Gene: ZBTB7A
Product: zinc finger and BTB domain containing 7A
Biological process (GO): regulation of transcription by RNA polymerase II
Molecular function (GO): protein binding; DNA-binding transcription factor activity, RNA polymerase II-specific; RNA polymerase II cis-regulatory region sequence-specific DNA binding
Source: RefSeq, a predicted model, not a curated record